AAUGCCGAAUGUGAUUUCAAUGAUUUAGUUGUCUCAAUUAAAUCACAGCUAAACGUGUGAGCUUCAUGCAAGGUCUGCGCGCCGGCCUUAAGCAAGCAAAUACCAUCUCCCACGUCUCUAAACUCCGGUCCCUCGGCUUCUCGGUCGUACCCUCCCAAUAUAUAGCUCUCUUCGAUAAUCUCUUUCUCCAAUGAUCUAUCUGCGUCCAUAUAUAUACUGGGAGUUUCAGAGAAUACAGUUCUGAUUGAGCAAAAACAUCACAAAUUAAUUCAUUCGUAGGUGGAGUUCUUUGCGAGUCUUCAUAUUCCGAACAACUUUAAUUUUUCCGAUUUGAAGAUAAUCAGCUUUAGGAGCUUUAAAACCAGCAAGCCAUUAGGUGGGGUAUUUUGAUCAUUCGAUCUCGCUUGAUAUCGAUCUUCGUAUAUAUUCUUCGAUCGAUCACGUACAGUGUGAUAUGAAGAAGGGAGAUUCAAGGGUACUAAUCAUGAUCAGAUGGCUGGCAGUCGUAGUGCUAAUUUUCGUGGUGUUUAAUGUAUAUACGAUAUCAAGAACAAAUUAUGUGAUGACCCAUUCAAUGAUCACCAAGAGUCAAGCUGAUACAAGCCGCUCGGUACCCAAAUCAAUUAGCCAUCAGGAAAAACACGUUACAGCAAAAGAUAUCAGCUGCAACCGAGCCCACAACUUCUACGACAUCUGUUCAAUCAAGGGCACAACAGUUCUGGACCCCACCAUCUCCACAUUCUUUCAAAUGGACCCCAUAAACUCAAGCCCACAAAAGCCCUUGGUAGAAAAAAUCCGACCCUACGCCCGAAAGUGGGAGAAUUUCACAAUGUCCCGGAUCAAAGAGGUCACCCUUGUUUCAGGCCCACCAAUCACAAAAUGUCAAGUGCAACACGAGGCCCCCGCCCUGGUAUUCAGCGCCGGUGGGUACACCGGAAACUUCUUCCAUGAGUUCAACGACGGCUUCAUCCCACUCUUCAUCACCAUCAACACGAUCUUUCCCGACCAAGACAUCGUACUCGUGAUAUCCAAGGCUCGUGAUUGGUGGGUCAGCAAGUACUCUGAACUGUUGCGUGCUUUCAGCAAGUACCCUAUCGUAAACCUGGAUAAUGAUACAUCCACCCAUUGUUUUCCUUCUGCCAGUGUGGGCAUGAUCUCGCAUGGCUUCAUGACCAUCGACCCAAAACUGAUCCCAAACUCAAAGACCUUCAAACAUUUCCGUGCCUUCCUUCACAAAGCCUAUGGCCAAAACCGCAAGGUCCAAAACCAUCUCUCCGUGUCUACCCCUAAAAAGUCUCGGCCAAUUCUUGUUUUGCUUGGUCGCAGUGGGGGAGUAGGCCGCCUGCUCUUGAACCAAAACGAAGUGAAACUCGAAGCAGAAAAGGUUGGUUUUAGUGUUGUUGUUUUCGAGCCAAAGGCUAGAACACCUUUGAGAGAGGCUUAUGCGUUGGUAAACUCGAGUCAUGCAAUGGUGGGAAUACAUGGUGCGGCGCUCACGCAUUCGUUGUUUCUACGGCCUGGCUCGGUGCUUGUGCAAGUGGUGCCGCUUGGGGCGGAAUGGGUAUCGCGCGUGUGCUUCGAGAUAUCUGCUAGGGCCAUGGGGAUAGAGUAUAUGGAGUAUAGGAUAAAAGCGGAGGAGAGUAGUUUGACGGAGAAAUACAGCAAGGAUGAACCGAUAAUAAAAGACCCUGUUGCUUUCCGAGGAAAGAAUUGGUCCCCUAAGAUAAUGAGCAUAUAUUUGAAGGAACAGAACGUUAGGCUAGAUUUGGUUAGGUUGAGGGAGUACUUGAAGGAAGUGUACGUGAAAGCAAAAGUAUUCAUGGACAAGGAGGGAUGAUAUUGUUGCUGGUACUGCAUGGUAUUAAUAUCCUGAUCGAUCAAAAUCAAGGACAUAAACAACUUUUUUUUUCUUUCUUUUUGUAAUUGUUGAUUCAUUUUUAAUUUAUUUAUAGAAUAUCUAAGAGAGACUCUGAGUGAAGAAGCAACGCAUUUGUUCAAA
Messenger RNA from Carya illinoinensis, 1999 nucleotides. Its product is annotated as xylan glycosyltransferase MUCI21-like. Bases 455 to 1837 code for a protein of 460 amino acids. The transcript has 3 exons. Gene Ontology annotation, molecular function: glycosyltransferase activity. The record is from RefSeq and is a predicted model, not a curated record. Lineage: Eukaryota; Viridiplantae; Streptophyta; Magnoliopsida; Fagales; Juglandaceae.